Molecule: messenger RNA, 7007 nt
Organism: Syngnathoides biaculeatus (alligator pipefish)
Lineage: Eukaryota; Metazoa; Chordata; Actinopteri; Syngnathiformes; Syngnathidae
Gene: tarbp1
Product: TAR (HIV-1) RNA binding protein 1
Exons: 29
Coding region: 551-5290 (1579 amino acids)
Biological process (GO): tRNA methylation
Molecular function (GO): tRNA (guanine) methyltransferase activity; RNA binding
Source: RefSeq, a predicted model, not a curated record
GGUUUUCUUGUAGCUGGCCUUUAAUCUUUUUCACAAGACUGUUUGACCUACUGACCUAACUGGGAUACCAUCCUUAUCCCUCGUGGAGUGCAUUGGUCACGUGACAGCUGUAAUAAUGGUAGAGUCCUGCCUGUGUGUUUUUAUGUUUUUUUUUUUUGCCAGACGUGUUCCUGGCCGAGGACUUUCCUUCUAAGCGUUUGUUACUGCGUGCCCACAGUUGAUUAGUUCUCAAGUUAUUUUAGAUAAAUUACUAAAAGUGGUAUAUUAUACACUGCACAGAAAAUGUUAGUGAUACAUGAAUUGCGGUUGAAAUUUUGAGGUGAACCUAAAAUGUACGAUAUCCUUAUUUAGACUUUUACCGUAGUUCGUCCUAUUUGAACGAAAACAGUAUUGUACGUUUAUGCUGGGAAAUGCGACAACUUCUCGCGAGAUUCGGUGAUGACGUAUACGGACGUUGACGUUCAGCCCAUGGGUGAAUGUGCCGCGAGAAAGUGAGUUAAAAAAUAUCCUUCGUGCGACUAUCUUUUUGGCCCUCUGGCGAUUCUCUACAAUGAAUUCUGUUUUAAUCAACGCAGUAUUGUCUAAUUUCCCCAACUACGAGCUUCUGUUUGACACUCUGUGCUGGCCAGCUGACGUGUGGCCGGAGACGGACCGUGUCGAGGCGCUGACAUCUUUUGUCGAAGGACUCGAGCAAUUUUUCGUCCAAUCAGAAACAAGUCCAUCGACAACCGCGAAAAGACAAUUUAUACGAGAUAAAAGCCAGUCUAUCAUUUGGACGCAUUGUCUCCCUCUUCUCUCCCGAAUAUCAGCACAAACGGAGGGGGCGCGCUGUCGGGAGAGCACAGCAGCUGUGUGCAGACUUGUGGCCGCCUGUGUCCGGUUAGGUGGCUCUGCUGCUGCUGGCCAAGCCGCUCUGGCCGUCCUGCCUUCGCUGCGGCUGUUCGAGGAGGAACGGCCCAGCGGAGGGACACUGAGCGUGGAGGUUGCCAGUGAAGUCCUGGCUGCCCUGUUUCCGUCUUUAACAGGAGACGAGCUGCUCACGUCGAACAUCUUGUCAUGUAUCUUGUCGGGCUUUAGAACUUUUACAGACGGGUCGCUCACCCGGGUCACUGUCAGGCUCAUGCUAGCCCUGCUGGGCUCUUGCGAUUAUGCUAAAAUCGGCACCAUUCUCAGCAAGACUUUGAGCGAACUGUGUACCUGGCAUGCCUCGGAGCGCACACCCGCCGUAACUGAGCGAGCCCUGCUGUGUUUCACCGCCCUGUCAGACCACCUGUUGGGAUCCACUGAUCCAGACCCUCGUUCCUGUCUCCUCUUCUGGUGGGUGCUCCAGGACGGACUCAUCCACAGUGAUAGCGUGUCCCGAAAGAGAGCACUGUACCUGCUCAAAAGGUGUGUGGCAUUGUCACAAGAGCAAGGAUUGGAUUGUCCUUCACGACAAGUGAGUGGUGAGGAGGUCCUGUUCAAAUGGCAAGCCAAAUGCAGUAAAAUGCUCAGAGAGUUCUGGGAGGAUUAUGUACUGGUGAUGGAAACCUUGGAGGAAAAUCAGGUCCAUGUUGUCCGCCCAGUUCUGAACAGAGUGGACUCUCUUAUCCAAACUACAGCAAAUAAAGGUCAGGACCUCUUUCACCCAUCGUGGCUGCUGUGUGUGUACCAACGGAUGUUCCACAGUGAGAAUAAAACGUUAAUGCGAGCAGGUGUGUGUCACCUGUUGGACCUUCAAAUCCUCCACCAGCCAGCCUUUGCGUCAGCAUUUUCUCAGUUUGUUGUCGGACCUUUCAUGGAUGUUCUGUCAGAAAUGUCACUCUUCUCCAUGGCAGCGAGCCAGCGUGUUGGAGACUGUCCCGAUCUGGCAGUUAAACUCCAAACCUUUUUGAAGAACUUCUUCAGCAUUCUGCCAAGAGAGGACCAAGGGCGCGUGCUGCUGCUUCUGAUCCAGCAGCUUGGUUCAAAGCAUUGGUGUGCAGUGCCCCUCCUCUUCAUCUCUCAGGCCCUGUCAAAACUUGAUCCGAGCCCAAUAUUGGCGCUCGAUGGGCUUACUGCCUUCAGGGAGGUACUGCGCUGCACGAUGAUUACACAUCAAGUCCUCCUGAGAGGUGCUGCCCAGUGCUUCUUAUUGAGGAGCGCCCUCUGUCUCAUGGAUGUGAACAGAGUGACCCUCGAUGACGUCUUUACCUUCCUGGGCAAUUUCCGAGCCGAUGAGUCGCUUUGUCGAGGCACAGCACUUUGGAAUGAGGUGUGUGACUGGCUCUCAAGCAAUGAGGGCAGCUUUAAGACAAGUGAUGAUGGUGUUACCUCUAGCAAGGAAACCAUAAAAGUGUAUGUUCAUGGCAAACUACAUGAGUUUCUAAGAGUUCCAGCAUGCACUGGCCAGACAGAGAGUUUACCUGACACCAAAGAGGCUGACAUGUUGGCUAGGUCCAUUAUGCUAUGGACUGACAUUGAGGGGAGUCAACCUGGAGCUAAGAUUGCUGACAGCCUACAUUUGUUAAUGUCUCCUAUCAUGGACACUUUGAGUCGGGUUGGUAGCAACAUCUACAUGCCUGAAAGGAAGAGUGACAAAAGCUUGCAACUCGUCCUCCGACUGCUCCAGCUUAGAGAAACACAGAAGGAACAUGGGGAUGAAGUGACCACUGCUUUGGAGGGGCUCAUUUUCCAGUUUAUAGAUUCAAUUCAGGAGUUCAUCUUGAGGCGUCUGUGUGGGGAACUGCAAGAGUUGUGUGAUGUGGAGCGGGCGCAGCUCUAUUUGUGUGUCUUGAAGCAGCUGGCCAUGCACAGCUGUAAAAUUCAACAAGAUUCCUUCCCGAAACUCAUUAAGUACAGUCUGAAUGUCCUGAAAGAACCACCCCAGCAGAUCCCCUCAGUGGGUAGUCAGGUGGUCAGAGCAGUUGCUAUGGCAUCUCUUGCCAUGGUAUGUCAGCUAUUGGAGCAGCAAGAAAUUGGCCUGGAAACGCUUUCUCUUCUAAAACAACUGAACGAGCACUUCUACAAGCCAGUGCCGUUUCCUUGGCAAAGUCAUUCAACUUUGGGUCGCUUCAAUGAGAGGCUACUUAAACCUCAGACAACAGACAGUUCGGGUAACGAAAGUUUCCAGGGUCUUCUGCGAGACUGGGGUCGCACAGCUGCCCACUUCAUGCGAGACCAGUGGAUUUGCCUGAGUUUCCUCACCAAAACACUCGGGUUUCAGGAUUUCGAGCUCCCCAAAAACAAAGAGACUGUCAUAGCAGCUCUGAGCUGCUGCGUGGAUGCUCUCGCUCUUCUGCCCAGCGACCUGGUGCUGCCGGUUCUCGCCUUCAUGGAGACGGCGCUACCACAAUUAGUACAUGAAGAUGAAUCCCUCUGUGUGGAAGCUGUGAGUCAGUGCUGGGAGCUAGUCCAUGGGCUCAGCAAUAAUGCCCAUGACUUUUGGCCUGCCCUAAAAGGCUUCAUCUCAGUGGCCUUCCACCAAAAGCUGCUGUUGCUCACAGACAGUCAGGCCCCAGUCCUGACAAAAACCGUGAAACAGAUUGCUGUUGAGAUCAUGGAGUUUUCUGAGUCCAAGAAUGGAGUUUUUAGUGUGCUGCUGGAACACUGUUGUCAAACGUGGUUGCCUGCUAGUGAACAAAGCAGGAACCCAGAUGACAACAAUUUCUCCAGUGUCUUUAGUUAUAUUAACAUCAUGGCUGAGGGCUGCAUUUAUGGCCCUGUGUUCAGGAGAGAUCAGCGGCUUGUUCAAGAUGUCCAGGCAUAUGUGGAGCAACUUGGUGAGCUAUGUGCCGCCAACGCCGUGGUCACCAGUGACAACAGAGAUGACCAACUACCUCGCAUGUACACACUGGCUUUUCUUAGUCGGCUGGAUGUUUCUAACCUUCUGCACGAACAACUGAUGGAGCAGCUUGUUGUCAUUCUUUUAAAAAAGGACAAAAACAUGUCAAAGUCAGUACGUAUCUCCAGUAACUCUCUACAACAUCGCGUGAAAAACAGAAUAUGGCAGACAGUGUUAAUGAUGCUCCCCAAAUUCAAAGAGGGGUUUGUGGCCUCUAUACUGAGCAGUGUCUUUGAGGCUGGCUUCUGCAGUAACCAGGCUUCAGUCAAGUACAUGAUUGAGUGGACAAUGAUUCUGAUCCUUGUCCAUUAUCCCAAAUAUAUUGACAGCUUUUGGGCAUGCUUCAACAUGCAUCAUGAAGGAACCAAGACUGGCAUCUGUACCUUCUUUGCAGUCCUCGUGCAUUUCUCUGUCAUCAUUCCCAAACUUCAGGAUCCAGAUAUACAUUUGGGAAAGGCACUUGACAUCAGCCUUCAGUGGUGUUUCCACCAUAACUUCAGUGUUCGUCUGUAUGCCCUGCUGGCCUUAAAGCGUGUUUGGAGUUUGGUGGAAGUCAGAGGAGAGAAAACUGUUGAAGGUCUGAGGGCGCUGUCCACUGUCGUCAAGGCCUGUCUCCACCAGACUGAGGCCUUGAAGAACACGGGGAAUGCCAACAAGAACUGGACCAGGAUUCAAGAGCACUUCUUCUUUGGUACCUUUCAUCCAAUCAGAGAUUACAGCAUUGAGACAAUAUUCUACACUUUUCCAAGUCUGUCAGGGUUGGCUGAUGAUGAGUGGAUACUUCCUUUGAAGUUUAAGAAGCUGUCAGGCUUUUCUCAAACACCUCCUUUGAGGAAUACUACUCCCGACCUUAGCCAGCUCCAGCCCGGAGACUGGAUCCAGCAGGAUAAAAGUGAGGAGGACAACGAGGAGCGGUGGGCUGAGGUGCAGAAGAAAAUAACCCCCUGGAGGUUGGACAUCUUGGAGCAGGACCUCGAGCUUCAACUGGUUCCUCUGCAGAGAGCAGCUCGCCUGGGCAAGCAACAUAGCGCGCUGCUGGUGGUCGCCUCACUCAUCGACAAGCCAACAAACCUUGGAGGUCUGUGCCGGACCUGUGAGAUCUUUGGUGCCAGUGCGUUGGCGCUAGACAACCUCCGUCACAUCACUGACAAACACUUUCAGUCCCUCAGUGUCUCAUCUGAACUUUGGCUUCCUCUCCUGGAGGUAAAGCCGUUGGAGCUCACGGACUUUCUGCAAUUGAAGAAGAGUGAGGGCUACUGCAUUGUCGGUGUGGAGCAGACUGCUAACAGUCAGAGCCUUCAGGACUACCAGUUUCUUGAAAAGACUCUGCUACUUCUUGGUAACGAACGAGAAGGCAUCCCCGCCAACUUGCUUCAGCUGCUGGACGUGUGUGUGGAGAUCCCUCAGCAAGGGGUCAUCCGCUCACUCAACGUACAUGUGAGCGCCGCCCUGCUGAUCUGGGAGUACACUCGCCAACGCGUGAAGUGAAAACAUGGCUUAGACCAAACCACCUGACAUCUGAUCCUGGCAUCCGCUUAUAAUCAGUCAACAAAUGUAGGGUUUCAAUUCUUAAUGCAAACCACAAUGCAAACACAUCAGACUUUUCAUUAUGGAAGUUACAAACGUCUCUGUUCCCGUAAUGGGUCACGAAAUGGAGAUCAUCACUGCUUAUUCCGUUGAAGUAUUCCACUGAGCAUCAUGUUAAGAAAAAUAAAACCCAUCUCAGUGCCCGCAGAGCAGCAAUUCCAGUUUUUACCGUCUUUUCCAAUGAGGCAAUUACUUUUGACUCACAGGAACUUUAAAGACCAGUUCAUAAGACAACCUGUGCUCGAAAACAUUCAACGUUAUUUUGAUGUUUUUAUACCAACCGAUGCCACUGGGUGAGCUCAGACGUAUUAAUGUGAUCCAAAACAGUUGUGUGUUUUCUGGUCCAUUUCACUUUCUUUUUUCCUCCUUAGGGUGGCAGGUGAGCUGGGUAGGUGAGCCUACCCAGCUGAGUUUUUGCAAGAGGCAGUGUGGGUACACCCUCGACUGCUUGUUGGCCAAUGGCAGGGCACAAAAGACAAACAUUGGCACUCACAUUCACUCCUAUGAGUAUUUUAGUGUUUGGGAAUUUUCUAGUCUUAACGCAAACAAUUACUUUUUAACUUAUUUGUCAAAAUACAGUUGCAUUGUGAGGAGAAGCGAGAAGUCAUUUGUAUUUAGAGUUAAGUGUUCAAUUUUUUGGUUGAACACAUUGAUUGAAGGCAGGAAUGGUGAUUGAGUGGGUAGCACAUUGUUUUUAGAUUUGGAGUUCAAUUCCUAGCUAUGGCCUUCCUUUGUGGGGUUAAUUUGCACAUUGUCCCCAUGGUUGCUUCCUCCCCUUUCCACAAACAUCCUUCAUAGGUGAAUUAACAACUAACUCGUCCUUAGGUUUGAAUUAGUAUUUGAUUUGUAGUCAAAACUAAUUAAAAUUAUACAUACCAUGUAAAAAAAAAAAUGCCAGAGGAGUGGAAGAAAAACAUAUAAAACUGUUUGCAAAUGAUUGUUUUUUAAUAGAUGAACAUAAACUAUUUUUUUAAAGAUGUCAGUCAGGUGAAUGUGAGAGAUUUAAAAAAAAAAUAGAUUGCAUGAUCAUGAGUGUCUUCAUUUCCUUUUUGUGUAGUUCUGUAGCACAUAUGUAUUUACAAUUUUAUUGACUGUUCAAAUCAAAAAGUGACCUUAUAAACGUUCCUUUUUAAUAUAUGUUGAGAUGAGCCAAAUUGUGUAUAAUAUUCCUUUACUCUGAUGAAAUAAUCAAUGUAUUCAUACUUGUAUUAUUUAUUAGCAAGGCGAGCCGGAUUUUUCUUUUUUUGUUAAAUUUCAGAAAGGUAUGUUAUAAAGUUCAGUCAACGGGUUAGCCCACACAAAGUACUUGACCUAGACUCCCCCCUGGUUUGACGAAUGACUGAUUGUUUUUUUGUUUGUUUGUUUUUUUUGUUUAUGUGUGCCAAGUGAGUGCCAGUCCAGGGUGUAACCCGCAUCUCACCCAAAGUCAGUGGAGAGGCUGCAGCACACUCACCACCCUAAUGAGAAUAAAAUGAAUGAAUGGAUGAAUACAAGUUGAGUUAAAUCAGUAACUUUUAGUUUUUUUUAUUGGGGGGGGGGAUUGUUUGCAUGAAACCAUUUUAUUGUAUAUUGUAAAUACUUUAAAGUUGAAUUGUUUGGGAAAAUAAAGGCGUGGUUG